This is a messenger RNA of Arachis duranensis, 510 nucleotides long. Its product is annotated as serine/threonine-protein kinase-like protein At3g51990. Gene Ontology annotation, molecular function: protein kinase activity; ATP binding. NCBI's taxonomy places the organism in Eukaryota, Viridiplantae, Streptophyta, Magnoliopsida, Fabales, Fabaceae. The transcript has a single exon. The record is from RefSeq and is a predicted model, not a curated record. Gene Ontology annotation, cellular component: plasma membrane. Gene Ontology annotation, biological process: protein phosphorylation. Bases 1 to 510 code for a protein of 169 amino acids.
AUGGUGUACCUCAAUUUCUCUUACAGGGCUGAAUCCGCAGUUUCAACCUCCAAUUCUCUCACACCAUCACCUUCUUCUUUUUCUUCUUCCACCGCCACCACUUCAAAAAAACAGAACAACAAAGAAAAAGAAAAGCCCAUCAAGAUCCAACACUUCCAUUACAGUGACCUUAAAGCUGCCACCAAUGGCUUCUCAGAGCGCAAGCUCCUCGGCAAAGGAAGCCAUGGUUAUGUCUAUAAAGCUGUAAUGGUUUCUUCUUCUUCCUUUGCAUCUGCACCAGAGUUCAUCAUCAGCAACAACAAGGUUGAUAACGAGAUUGAUAUCUUGUCCAAAAUCCAGAGCAAUAACAGCAAGCUUCCAAAUUGGGGAAGAAUGGUUCGUUUGGCAUUGCAAACUGCAAAGAAAAUUGAUACCCUUCAUUUAUCAACACCACUUGUGAUCCACAGAGAUAUUAAAUCAACAAAUGUUCUGAUUGAUAGAAACUUCAAUGCAAGGUUAGGUGAUCAAUAA